Staurois parvus is the source of this 317-nucleotide messenger RNA. The record is from the annotation of a GenBank genome assembly. Lineage: Eukaryota; Metazoa; Chordata; Amphibia; Anura; Ranidae.
UCAUGAGGAAUUUGAGGUGUGAAUGGUCAGUAACAUAUCUUUUGUUUCCAAGGGUGGGAGAGGUCUGAGGUGUGAAUUGGUCAUUACAAUGUGUGACAAGCUUGGUAGGAACAUCCUGUGUUUAGUGUUUUGUCCAUUUGAGUACCUUGAAAACGCUUUACAUGCAUUUUUCAUGAUGAAACAAGGCUCUGGACAGCAUCGGGAACUGGAAGAGUUAAAAAAAAAUUAAAAAAUUUUAAAAGCGAUUUGCUGCGUUUACAAGCGUUUUGAGCUUGAAACGCUGAUAAAAUCAAAGUCUGAACACGAGUUUUCUGCGU